UUCAAGUGCAGUUACGUAGCAGUGUGCCAACAAGAAUGAUGAAUCGUUGGUCCGGUAAAGUAGCACUUGUGAGCGGUUCGAGCGGAGGAAUCGGUCUCGCGAUAUCGAAAGCUCUGGCUAGCCAUGGCAUUAAAGUAGUUGGUUUAGCAAGAAGAAUAGACAAGCUUCAGGAUGCUACAGCAGAAAUUGGAAAGGAUAAAUUUUUCCCGAUGAAAUGCGAUGUAACGAACGAAGAAGAUAUUCUUAAGGUGUUCAAAUGGAUCGACGAGAAGUUUGGUCGCUUUGACAUUCUAGUGAAUAAUGCUGGACUUGCUUGUGACAAACCUAUCAUCGACUCAAAAACCGAAGAAUAUCGCAAGGUCAUUGAUACUAACUUGAUAGCUCCAGCAAUUUUUGCACGAGAAGCAGUAAAAUCUAUGAAAAAAUGCAACGCUUGCGGCCAUAUAAUUAAUAUCUCCAGUAUUGCCGGAUUACAUCUUGAAGCUAUAGCCUUACCGAUUGGCAUGUACGGUCCUAGUAAAUACGGUCUAAGAGCUCUGGGAAUAGAACUCCGCCAUGAAAUAAACGCGGCCAAACUGAACGUCAAAAUCACGAACAUCAGCCCCGGAGCUGUGAUGACGGAUAUGAUACAAGGUGUACGGAAUUUCGUCAGCAAUAAUUUUAUAUUAAAAGUUGAAGACAUUGCCGAAGCAGUGAUCUUCGCGUUAGGAACACCGGAAACGGUCGAGAUUCCGGAAAUCACGGUAAUACCACACGGCACGGGAUUUAUUUUCCCACAGAGGGAUUGACUCACAGUUAGUCAUCACUUAGAUGCUGUAACAUGCCGAUUUUAAUGAACUUCACGCCGGAUCACAUCUUUGCAUCAAUGUACAAUGGCGACAAAAUUAGUGUGUUACUCCUACCUUGCAAGUAUCAGAGUAGUUGAAGACAUAUCUUGUUAGAUAUUCGAUUAACCUUUUGUAUUUACAUUAUUACUACUAUUAAGUUCUUACCAUUUAUACAAAGGAAUGUAAGAACCGAUAAUUUCAUCAGAACGAUUGUGAAUCUUAACGCAAUAUGGUACAAUCAAGAUGUAUGUAUGAAUGUUUUAUGGAGUAGAACCUUGGGCACUAUGUUAGAUCCAUUAUCCUAUUUAAUAAAGAAAUGGAUUAG
Molecule: messenger RNA, 1152 nt
Organism: Bombus pascuorum
Lineage: Eukaryota; Metazoa; Arthropoda; Insecta; Hymenoptera; Apidae
Product: farnesol dehydrogenase-like
Exons: 5
Coding region: 36-788 (250 amino acids)
Source: RefSeq, a predicted model, not a curated record